Molecule: messenger RNA, 1655 nt
Organism: Phlebotomus papatasi
Lineage: Eukaryota; Metazoa; Arthropoda; Insecta; Diptera; Psychodidae
Product: NADH dehydrogenase [ubiquinone] flavoprotein 1, mitochondrial-like
Exons: 3
Coding region: 92-1534 (480 amino acids)
Biological process (GO): mitochondrial electron transport, NADH to ubiquinone
Molecular function (GO): NADH dehydrogenase (ubiquinone) activity; FMN binding; 4 iron, 4 sulfur cluster binding
Source: RefSeq, a predicted model, not a curated record
GCUGGGCAGUGCGGCGAAUUUAUGACAGUUGUCCCAAAGCCAACCAUAUUGAGGUGGCGAAAAGAAAUUAGUUGAAAAAUAAAUCGCGAAAAUGGCUUUUGCUUUGGCCAGAGUGCAUGCAAUUCCAAAGCAACAAAUUGCGGCAAUUUAUCCACUUUUUGUGCAUUGCCAGCGUCGUGGGAACUCAUCUGGACCUCCACCACCACCCAAUGCACCCCCGCCGCAGACGAAGACAAAAUUCGGGCCAUUGGCUGAUCAGGAUAGGAUUUUUACGAAUUUGUACGGGAGACACGAUUGGCGGCUCAAAGGGGCUCUCAAACGCGGUGAUUGGUACAAGACCAAGGAGAUUCUGCUGAAAGGAGCUGAUUGGAUUAUUAAUGAAAUCAAAGUGUCUGGUCUACGGGGUCGUGGAGGAGCUGGAUUCCCGUCGGGGCUCAAGUGGUCCUUCAUGAAUAAACCCUCAGAUGGUCGUCCAAAGUAUCUCGUGGUCAAUGCUGACGAGGGAGAGCCUGGAACGUGCAAGGAUCGUGAUAUUAUGCGCCAUGAUCCUCAUAAACUUGUUGAGGGCUGCCUGAUUGCCGGACGUGCAAUGGGAGCUCAGGCUGCCUACAUUUACAUUCGGGGUGAGUUUUACAAUGAAGCCAGCAAUAUGCAGUAUGCCAUUGCUGAAGCCUACCAGGCUGGAUUGAUUGGGAAGAAUGCCUGUGGCUCUGGCUAUGAUUUCGAUGUAUUUAUGCAUCGUGGCGCUGGAGCGUACAUUUGUGGCGAGGAAACGGCUCUGAUUGAGUCCCUGGAAGGGAAACAGGGCAAGCCGAGGCUCAAGCCACCAUUCCCGGCUGACAUUGGUGUCUUUGGAUGCCCAACGACCGUGACAAAUGUCGAAACAGUGGCCGUUUCACCGAGUAUCUGUCGCAGGGGCGGAGUCUGGUUUGCCAGCUUCGGACGCACCCGGAAUUCCGGCACGAAACUCUUCAAUAUCUCCGGCCAUGUGAACAAUCCCUGCACCGUGGAAGAGGAAAUGUCUAUUCCUCUCAAGGAGCUGAUUGAGAGGCAUGCCGGAGGCGUUCGUGGAGGUUGGGAGAAUCUCUUGGCUGUCAUCCCUGGAGGCUCAUCCACUCCGUGCAUCCCGCAGAAUGUCUGCACUGACGUCAUGAUGGACUUUGAUGGUCUCGUAGCGGCUCAAACGUCCCUGGGAACGGCAGCAGUCAUUGUCAUGGACAAAUCCACGGAUAUCAUCCGUGCCAUUCACAGACUCUGUGAAUUCUACAAACACGAGAGCUGUGGCCAGUGUACUCCGUGCCGCGAAGGAUUGGGCUGGAUGAAUAAGAUCAUGGGGCGCUUUGUGACAGGAAAUGCCAAGAAGGCAGAAAUUGAUAUGCUCUGGGAGAUCUCGAAGCAGAUUGAAGGGCAUACAAUUUGUGCCCUGGCCGAUGGAGCAGCUUGGCCGGUUCAGGGACUCAUUCGGCACUUCAGACCGGUCAUUGAGAAGCGCAUUGAGAGCUUCCAGGGGCAACAAGUGGCACAGAGGCAGUGAUUGUUGGGGACGUCCCAUAGCAAGAAACUCUCCAUUGAGGAUCACAUUCAAUUGUAAGUAGAUGCAAUGGAGAGAUAUUUAAAUUCUAAUUCAAAAUAAAUAAAAAUAAAAUAUUAUUGUG